Indicator indicator is the source of this 1548-nucleotide messenger RNA. It is a transcript of the gene TCHP, whose product is annotated as trichoplein keratin filament binding. Gene Ontology annotation, cellular component: keratin filament. Gene Ontology annotation, biological process: apoptotic process. Lineage: Eukaryota; Metazoa; Chordata; Aves; Piciformes; Indicatoridae. The record is from RefSeq and is a predicted model, not a curated record. The transcript has 12 exons.
AUGGCGCUGCGGUGGAGGCGGGCCCCGGAGCGCUGGGCCGCUGAACGGCGGCGGGAGCGGGAGGAGCGCACCCGGCAGCAGUGGGAGCGGGCCAGCCUCUCCUUCGCCAGAGCCGCUGUUUGCUGCUCCAGGCAGGCAAGGUGGAGCGAACCCCGGGUUCGCCCGCCCAGGUACCAGAGUGGCCGGCCGGGCACCGGGAGACCGGCAGGCUUCUCCGCCUGACGCGGUGGGUGUACCUGUAGCCCGGCGGCGGUGCGGCGGGAGGCGGAGGAGGCGGCGGCGCGGCUGGAGCAGCGGCGGGAGCGGCUGCGGAGGCUGCUCGAUGAGGAGCGGGAGGCGUUGGCGGCGGAGCUGCGGCGCGGCCGCGGGGCUGAAGCCGUCGGGAUGCGGCAGCAGAGUGAGGAGCUGCGAGCUGGCCGGGAGGAGCGAAGGAGGAAGGUUGCUGAGCAGCUGCUCAGCUCUGAGAACUGCUGGCACUGCUGGCAUCUGUUGUGUCUACAGGUGGAGUUGGAGCUGCCCAGGAAGCAUGUGAUGGAGGCAUGGGGAGAUCAGUUCAUGGAAAAAAACAAGCAAGAAGCAGCUGAACUUGAAGAGAAAAAACGUUACGAGAAUGAGCAUGAAGUUGCACGAAGGGAAGCUCUGGAAAGAAUGAGACAAGAGGAAGAGAAGCGUCGGCUGGAAGAGAAGAAGCAAGCAGAGAUGUUGCUUCAGCAAGUAGAAGAACUGAAAUUACAGGAGGCAGAGGCCACAAAGUUGAAAAAAGAACAAGAGAAUUUAUUAAAGCAGCAGUGGGAGCUGGAGAAUUUGGAAGAAGAAAGGAGACUAAUGGAAGAGCACCGGAAGAAGAAGGAGCUUGGUCUGUUUUUGAAGCAUCAGUGUGAUGCCCAGCUGAAGAGACGAGCCCAGCAGAUCCUAGAGGAGCUGGAGAUGGACAGGCAGAUCCUAUCAGCCCUCCUGGAGAAGGAGGAUGAGGAGCAGCGCCGCCGUUGCGCGCAGCGGGAGCGAGCGGUCGCCGACGUGGCCUGGAUGAAAAGAGUCAUCGAGGAGCAGCUCCAGUUAGAAAAGCAGAGGGAGGCAGAGCUGCAGACUAUUUUCAGAGAAGAAGCUAAAAAAAUGUGGGAGAAGAGGGAAGAGGAAUGGGAAAGGGAGAAGAAGGCCAGAGAUCGCCUGAUGAGUGAGGUGCUGGCAGGCAGGCAGCGCCAGAUCCAGGAGAAGAUGGCAUUGAACAGGCAAGCCCAGGAGGAGUCCAUAAGGUAUCGAGAGCAGCUGAUUCAGGAGCUGGAGGAGGCAAAAGAGCUGGCAAGGAGGGAGAAGGAGAAGGAGGAGGAGCUGAAGGCAGCCCGCAGGCAGGAGCUGGAGGCACAGGUGGCAGAGCGUCGCCGGCAAGAGCAGGAGGAGCAGCAGCGCCAGAAGGAGGCAGAGGAGGAGAGCUCAGCCUGGCAGCAGGACAGGGAGCUGGCACGGCACAAGCCUGGGUACCACAGCAGGAGCGACAUCCGUGACCCAUCCACCUGCCAGGCAGCACUGCCUGGCUUACUCCUUGGGUAA